AGAGAACUGGCUUCGUUUCAAAUUAGGUUUAGUAGAGAAAAGAAGGAGCCUUUUUAGUUUUCAAUUUAGGGGUUUUGAGAUGGAGCAAAUGCUAUUCAUUAGAAAAGACGACAGAGUCGAAGUCUUUUUUGAAGAGGAAGAGUUAAAAGGGUCUUAUUACAGAGCGAUUCUUGAAGAUAAUCCAACGAAAUCAGGACACAAGAAGCUUAAAGUUCGUUACUUGACGCUGCUGAAUGGAGACCGUUCGGCUCCUUUAACGGAAUUCGUUGAUCAGAGCUUAAUUCGACCUGUCCCAUCGGAGGAUGUGAACGACGGCGUUGUUUUUGAAGAAGGCUUGAUGGUCGACGCUUAUCUUAAAUAUGGGUGGUGGACUGGUGUGGUAGUAAAAACAAUGGAGGAUGAGAAGUUUUUGGUUUACUUCGAUUGCCCACCAGACAUUAUACAGCUUGAGAGAAAGAUAUUGAGGGUUCAUUUUGAUUGGACCGGCUUCAAAUGGAUCCGACCUGUUAAUAAGGAAUUGGUCAAGUCUGUUGUUUUUAGUUCCGGGACAAUGGUGGAAUUGAGAUUUGAUUUUGCUUGGCUUCCGGCAAUUGUCAUUAAGGAGUUGGAGAAUGAGAAGAGGUUUAUUGUCAAGUACUGGAAUAAUUCCUAUAGCUGCAGCGGGGAAUCAAAUAUCAUAAUCGUUGAAUCCAUAAGACUAAGGCCUAUGCAGCCUUCAUUUUCUGUUGGAAAUUAUGAAUUGUUGGAUCAUGUAGAGGCAUUUAGUGGUUUUGAAUGGCGUGAAGGUGUGGUGAGGGGAAUUGUCUUUGAGGGACGGUACAUGGUAAGUUUUGGGACAACAAAGGAGGCGUCACAAUUCAGUCACUUAGAUCUUAGGCCUCCAAUGGAGUGGGAGGAUGGAGUUUGGCAUAAAAGAACAAAGCCAAAAGGUCAAAAAGAAAUUUCUUUAGACGGCAAAGGAAACAAGCCAGUGGCUUUGGACACUAGAAAUGUGCAGACAAAGGAAUUGCCGGGAAAUGAGAUGGCUAACGAUGUAGUAAAUGAAAAGGAAUCUGGUUCACAUAUAACCCUGGGCAUGACUGCAACAAUGAACAAAACCCAGGGAAAGAUAUCCCCUGAGCCAAUGAAGAAUCAAAUUGGCUCGAGAAAUGAGCCAACUCGAGAGAAGAUUCCUGAGAAGCAUUACAGCAAAGUUUACACUCGAAAGAGGAAGAGAGGACAACUAGAACACAAUUCAGACCUCAAUAAGACUGUGUUAUCCUCAGAUCGGACCCCCAAUGUGGUGAAGAAUGUUGGUUCUAAUGUUGAGGAAACCCAAGCAAAGGAUACAGAAAUGGUUUUGCCUUUCGCGAAGAAGUCACCGUGUUGGAAGAUAUAUGAAUCAACCGAGGUCUUCAAAAGAGUACCACAAAGUCCUCAUUUCAGCCCAUUAUUAAAGAGUAAAGAAGAUUUCCGUGAAGGGUAUGCAUUAGGUCUGAUGGUGAUUUAUUCUGGGUUACUGGAGAAAUUUAAAGAUCUUGAAACCGAUGUUCCCGUAAGCCAACUACAUAGCCUCAAAGAUUCAUUUUCGGAGCUAGAGAAAUAUGGUUUCAGUGUUACAACGGCUUUAUCACGGAUCGACAAGCUGUUGGCACUCAAAGAUAGACAACUAGAUAUAUUGGAGGAACUAAAAGGUUUUGACAAAGAGAUGACGGAUGAAUCUAGCAGUAAUCGAAAGGCUAAACAAGAGUUUGAUAAGAUAGAACGAAAGAUUCUUGAGCUGCAUAGGCAAGAAGCCGCUCUAAAAAAACAAAAGGAAGCAGCAACAGAACAGAAAGAUGCAGCCUACAAAAAGAUAUGUCAGAUGGAGUCAUGCGUAAAAGAUCUUGAUGUAGAGCUUGAAGGUGUGGAGUUUGAGUUUGAGACAAUUUUGUCGGCUCCUUGGUAAGUUAAGAAACACAAAACUAUGAUGAGCUCUUUCUAAGUUGACUCAAAGAUUUGUUUGAGAUCAUUGUCCCUUAUGGAUUUAUGGUUGAUGAUGAUGUUUAGUUUUAACUUGAAAAAUCUUGAACCCAAUCACUUGUGUAGUUCCUAGGCAGAACACUUUUCUCUGAUUCGAUUUGACUCUGUUAACAACACAAAUGCAAUUAUUAUAACAUGGUUGGUUAGUGAUUGAUAAAACUUGAGCCAAGUG
This is a messenger RNA of Arabidopsis arenosa, 2173 nucleotides long. The record is from the annotation of a GenBank genome assembly. NCBI's taxonomy places the organism in Eukaryota, Viridiplantae, Streptophyta, Magnoliopsida, Brassicales, Brassicaceae.